AUGGUUACCGUUUCGUCAGACAAAAGAAAAAGUGAAAAAAAUUGCUACAGGUUUUUGUGCAUAGCCUGUAUUGGUUGUUUAUACUGUGACAAUGCUUUUGACUACUGGGGAAAAGGCACAAUGGUUACCGUUUCAUCAGCCACAGCAACUGCCCCGACGUUGUUCCCUUUGGCACAAUGUGGUUCCGGGACCAGAAAUAUGCUGACUCUGGGUUGUAUGGCCACUGGCUUCACGCCGCCUUCCAUCACCUUUAAAUGGAAAGACUCCACCGAGACUGCCCUGACUGAUUACAUCCAAUACCCCUCAGUCCAGAGCAAUGGAAUGUACAUGGGAGUUAGUCAGCUUAGCAUAAAGAAAGCGGACUGGGAUACGAAGGAUUUCGUAUGUGCUGUGGAACAUUCAGCUGGUAACAAGGAAGUGACAAUUCGGAAACCAGUUCCGCCUCCACCCAUCUCCCCAUCUCUUUAUGUAAUGACCCCUUCAAAGGAGGAGAUGAGAGACAAUCAAACAGCUUCCUUCGCCUGCUUAGCAAGUGGCUUUUCACCCAAAGAAUAUAAGAUUACUUGGCUGAAAAACAAUAAGCCAAUAAUCGAGGAAGUCACGGACUUCUGUCAGGAUGAACAAAAGGGACAGGGAACCACCUUGUACAGUGCAACCAGUUUCUUAAAAGUCAACGAAUCAGAUUGGACGGAUCUUUCAGAGUACACCUGCCAGUUUGAACACAUAACUGGGACGCAGACCAAGACUGUGAAGUAUGAAAAGGGUGAUGGGUGUGUCGUAUAUGACUUGGAAUUCAAUUUCAAUGAGCCAACUUCAGAGAACAUCUUCUUGGAGGAAGUGUUUCCCAUUACGUGUGAGGUCAAAGCAAAGGAAAAAGGGUUCACCAGCAUCAAAUGGAUGAAAGAAGAUAAGUCUGUAAUCUAUGAGGACAGGGGUGAACACCUUAAGAACACUUUUACAGUCUCUGCCCAGAUUACAAUAACUAAAAAUGAGUGGAAUAAGGGGACACCGUUCAUCUGUAGUGUGGAGCACAAAGAUCAUCUAGGUUCAGAGCAGAAAACAUACCAGAGGAAUAAUGGGGAAGAACAAAAGCAUCCAGCUGUGUUUCUGCUGUCUCCUGCAGAAGAUGUUAGACGUAAUAUGGUGACUCUGACUUGCUACGUCAAAGAUUUCUACCCCAAAGAGGUUUUAGUUGCGUGGCUUGUUGACGAUGAACUAGUCCAAAUGGAUUCACAAAAGUACAAACACAUUAGCUCUAGUACUAUUGAAACAGGAAAGACCUACUACUCUAUCUAUAGUCAGCUCACAAUGAGCAUGGAUGAUUGGAAGGUGGAUGGUGUGUUUUACAGCUGUGCUGUAUACCAUGAAACCAUUCCGAAAACCACAAAAAUGGUGGUCAGAACCGUUGACAGAACCUCAAACGAACCCAACCUUGUCAAUCUUAGCUUGAAUGUCCCAUGCUGCAAGCCCUAUUUACAAUCUGACUUUUGUUUACUUAUAAUCUUGUUAAUCUACCAAAUCAUAAAAAUUCCCAAUGAUUCAUCUUUGCACUACAUUUUCUCCCUUAAUGUAAUAUCCACUUCAGUGCUGCGGGUCACUCCUCCAAAAAUCGACCUGCACCAUUUCUGGGAGGGUAAAUCAAAGGUGGGAUUCCACUGCACUCUGAGAGAAUUCUACCCUGACAAUCUAAGUGUGGAAUGGCUGGUGGACGGCAAAUCUUCCACUAUCCAGAGUGUCCAAAUAAAGGAGCAGAACACAGUAGGUGAAAAAACAUUCACCCUGAGCAGCCAGAUGGUGAUGAAUCAAUGGACUGAAGGUUCAGAAGUCACAUGCAAGGCUACGAACAAUGAACAAUCAUACAAUGAGACCAUCAAGAUUUGCUCAGUUUCGUCUAUUCCAUCCAUCAACCUGGAGAUCCCCAGACUUAGGGCAGUAAUGACGAAGGGGGAAGUGUACGUUUCAUGUCAGGUCCAAUGUCCAUUUGAAAAUGUCAAAAUAUCCUGGUUUUUGAAUGGAAAUAUCCUAAACGAGAAGUCCAAAGUGGAAAAAUCGAAUGAGACCAUCAUCAGCAACCUGACCCUUUCCUCAGACCACUGGAAAACCCUAAACAACAUUACUUGUAGAGUAGAACAUCCCUGCUUCACCGCCAAAGAGAAAACCAGCCAACUUAAAGGAGCUACACUGAACAAGCCAUCAGUGAUGAUCAGGAGGUCUCUCCCAGACCUACUGACAAGGGACAGUGCUCUACUGGAGUGUGUCAUCACAAAUCUUUCUUCCAGUGAUUUCUAUGUCACCUUUCAGGCCAAUGGGGUCAAUAUCUCUAAAGAACAAUAUGUCGAUCUGCCUGCCUCCAAAGACCUCUAUUCCAUCACUAGGCUCUUCUCCGUCCCAAAAUUACAAUGGCAGAAAAAUAUGACUUUCACCUGUAAAGUGAACCAAGGGUUCUUACACAGCUGGGAAUCCAACUCCACAGGAAGUUUUUUUGAAGACCCAUCCAUGGAGCUCUAUCUAGUCCCCAAUAGGUCAGACUCAAAGACCCAGAGACUUGUGUGUUCGGGAUUGGGCUUCAACCCUCAGAUCAAAUGGCUCUCUGAGUCUGUACAGAUAUCUGCACCUGUUAAUGACAUUAGGAUAGGAGAAGACGGACGUGUGGCAGUAACCAGUUUCAUCACUAUACAACAGCAGGAGUGGAACGAUGGGAAGAAUUUCACCUGUGAAGUCAUCGACAACAUGAACACCAUCAGAAAGUACAUUGAUAUCUGUGCAGUGACUCCAAAAUCAUCUCAGAAAGUGGGGGUUUACUUACAGGGACCAGCUCUUCAGGAGCUAAAGACAGGUGGACAUGGGACUGUUACCUGCAUACUGUUGGGUCCCAACCUUGGGGAGUUUUCUGUCAGCUGUAAGGUGGGUGAGAAUGAGUCUCUUCCAAAAAGGGUCACACAGGAACCCAUCAACCAUCCAAAUGGGACACAGAGUUUAAAGGUGGUGUUUAACGUGUCUGCAACGACUUGGCAAGCAAACACAACUGUGUCAUGUGAGGUGAGGCACCGCUGCUCCGACCAAACCCAGGAUGUGAAUAUCACGAAAGGCCCUGAUCCAAAGCCACCCUCUAUAAAGCUACUGAGACCAUCAGAAUCUGAUCUAUUGGAGUCAGAAAAUGUGACAUUGCUGUGCUUAGUCUCUGGAUUCUUCCCCUCUGAUGUAAUAGUGAAAUGGAAGCAUGACGGCAGUGACUUACCUUCAUCUCGCUACUCCAAUGGCCCUUCAGUCCAGUAUGCAGGGAGCAGCACCUACUACAUGAACAGCAGACUCGUUGUUCCCAAGGCCGAGUCGUAUCAGAACUCCAAUUACUCCUGUGUUGUCAGGCACGAGUCAUCCGACACACCUAUCGAACGCACCAUAGACCAGGUUUUUGCCUCGGUGAUUCCCUCCCGGCCAACAGCAACCCUGCUCCAAGGUAGCAAUGAGCUAGUCUGCCUAGUUUUUGGCUUUAGCCCUUCUGCAAUCAACAUCACCUGGCUGCUGGAUGACUCCACAGAGCUGUCGGACCAUAACACAAGCACUCCGUACUGGUCCCCAGGGGGAAAGUACAGUGUCUGGAGCACCCUGAGACUGACAAACCAGGACUGGCAAGUGGGAAGUGUUUACACCUGCAGGGUGACCCACUCAACUCAGAACCUGACCGUAAACAUAUUCACAUCAGUAGAGAAUCAUAAAGAGGUUGUGUUCUUUGACGAGAACAAGAACAACCCCAUCCUGGCUGACACUGCAGAGGAGAACUGGAAUAUGGCCUGUAUCUUCAUCAUUCUCUUUCUCAUUUCCCUACUCUACAGCGUCACAAUCACUCUGGCAAAGGCACAAUGAUGACAUCCGGAUGAGUUCGAUCUGAUGAAUCCAAACUGCAAAACACUUCCUUACAAACCUGUUCUUUAAUCCAGAAAAACAGAUGGUGGUUUGCUUUAUAAUACUUGCUCUUACCUUUGGUAAAUACAUAUUUACCAAUAUUUACCAAUAAUAAAUAUUCAAACAAUGAUUAUUUUUUUUAACCAUUAUAGUUUAUGCACAUAAUACCAUCAAUGUCAAAGUAUGUAGGUUUAGACACCAAUUGUUGUUCAUUUGAAACAUUAUUUGAUUAUUAAAAAAAUACUUCUAAG
This is a messenger RNA of Esox lucius (northern pike), 4154 nucleotides long. RefSeq lists its product as uncharacterized. The transcript has 15 exons. The coding region runs from base 1 to 3864 and encodes 1287 amino acids. The record is from RefSeq and is a predicted model, not a curated record. NCBI's taxonomy places the organism in Eukaryota, Metazoa, Chordata, Actinopteri, Esociformes, Esocidae.